AUGGGUGCCCUCUUGUCUUUACCGCUGAUGGCGCUGCCCAGCGUGGGCACGCUCAUCACCCUCGGCGGUUCAUGCUGCGGCGCUGCGACUUGCUCUGCGGUCUGCAGUGCAUGCGGAAAAUUCCAGAAUAGUAUGGCAACACGAAUCGCAUACGCUUUCAUCCUGUUGAUCAAUUCCAUCGUGUCUUGGAUCAUGCUUACGCCAUGGGCUAUGAAGAAAUUGCAACACUUGACUCUCGAUUAUAUGGAAAUCAAAUGCGACGGCAAGGAAUGCCACGGUUGGGUUGCGGUCCAUCGCAUCAAUUUCGGUCUCGGUCUCUUCCACUUGAUCAUGGCACUUUUACUCCUUGGCGUCAAAAACACCCGGGAUAGCCGUGCAGCACUCCAGAAUGGGUUCUGGGGCCCGAAGAUCUUGAUCUGGCUGGGCUUUGUCGUCAUGUCCUUCUUUAUCCCCGAGUCCUUCUUCUUCGUGUACGGCAACUACAUCGCCUUCUUCUGUGCGAUGCUCUUCCUGCUGUUGGGUCUGAUCCUCCUGGUGGAUCUUGCCCACUCCUGGGCCGAACUUUGCCUACAGAAGAUCGAGGAUAGUGACUCGCGCAUGUGGCGCGGCCUGCUGAUCGGAUCAACCCUUGGCAUGUAUCUGGCCUCGCUUGUCAUGACGAUUCUGAUGUACAUCUUCUUCGCCAAGAGCGGGUGCUCCAUGAAUCAGGCUGCGAUCACGGUCAACCUUAUUGUCUUCCUGAUCAUCUCGGCGGUGUCGGUUCAGCCGGCCGUUCAAGAGUCCAACCCUCGUGCCGGCUUGGCCCAAGCUGCUAUGGUCACGGUGUACUGCACCUAUCUCACGCUCUCCGCCGUCUCGAUGGAGCCGGAUGACAACAACUGCAACCCCUUGGUCCGGUCGACUCAAACCCGGACUGCGACCAUCGUCCUAGGUGCAAUUGUGACCAUGGCCACCGUUGCGUAUACCACCACGCGCGCAGCUACUCAAGGAAUUGCGCUAGGCUCGAAGGGUGGACAUGGCUAUAUUGAGCUUGGGGAUGAUAACGAGCACGGACUGGUCACCCAACAGCCCAACACCCGUCGGGAGAUGCGCGCUGAAGCUCUCCGAGCUGCUGUCGAGAGCGGUAGUCUGCCAGCUAGUGCCUUGGAUGAGAGUGAUGACGAGGACGACUUUGAGACUAGCAGCAAGGAUGACGAGCGUGGCUCAACCCAGUAUAGCUACACUCUCUUCCACAUCAUCUUCUUCCUUGCUACGACCUGGGUGGCCACUCUGUUGUCACAGGGCCUUACGGUUGACACCAACGUGGACUUUGCUCCGGUCGGCCGGACUUACUGGGCCAGCUGGGUGAAGAUUUUCAGCUCUUGGGUGUGCUACGCAAUUUAUCUCUGGACGCUGGUUGCGCCAGUGGUCUUGCCUGAUCGCUUUGCUGCGUUCUAG
Messenger RNA from Penicillium subrubescens, 1437 nucleotides. RefSeq names its product serine incorporator domain-containing protein. The record is from RefSeq and is a predicted model, not a curated record. The transcript is spliced from 3 exons. Gene Ontology annotation, cellular component: membrane. NCBI's taxonomy places the organism in Eukaryota, Fungi, Ascomycota, Eurotiomycetes, Eurotiales, Aspergillaceae. Bases 1 to 1437 code for a protein of 478 amino acids.